Molecule: messenger RNA, 1926 nt
Organism: Colletotrichum fioriniae
Lineage: Eukaryota; Fungi; Ascomycota; Sordariomycetes; Glomerellales; Glomerellaceae
Source: RefSeq, a predicted model, not a curated record
AUGUGGUUUCAUGGCCAGGAAAUGUCGGCUAGGCCUCUUCUAAUCGUCGCCUCGUUGCUGGCACUCGUCUGCACCUCAACUUCGAGCCAAGCAUCUAGCUCAAUCGACGCCUCAUCCACAAACACUCAGGUGGCCUUUUGCCAGUUCAAGACGAUCAAUUACAUCACGCACACACUUCCUCAACAGUGUCUCAAGACCAGUUGGCCAGGCGGCAGGGCUAUCAGUGAUGGCCCAACUCCGAUAAACGACAACGCAAGCCUACCUUCCGACGAUUCAACGAAAACUACACAUAGUGCUGGAGAACCUGUGGUCGCGGCCACCAACGUCUCGGCACCCGACCGGACAAGCAACGAUAAUACAAAUUCGUCUCCUACCGAGACCGCAACCGAUGAUGAAGUCACCCCGAGGCCUUUCAUGUCCUUUGAGGAGUGGAAGGAGAUGAUGCUUCGAAAGGCUGGUCAAGACCCCUCGGAACUCAAAUCUCGGAAACCAGUCGAGCGCGCGACCGAUCAUGACAGAGCAACUAGGAGCUUGGGCCUUGAUAGUCUCGGUAUCGAUGAUGGGGAGAUCGACUUGAACUUCGAUGUUGUUUCUGAGAAAAUCAGCAAUAUUGCAUCAGCACCCCAGGCCAUUCCGACAGAAGUGGCAACUUCCGACCAACAGCAAGAGCCUGUACUUUAUGACGAUGGGAGGACGCAAUACUACCGGAGUAAGGACGCUGGAAAGACCUGCAAGGAAAGGUUUUCCUACUCGUCAUUUGACGCUGGCGCAACGGUUCUUAAGACCAACAAAGGCGCGAAGAAUGCCAAGGCCAUCUUGGUUGAAAACAAGGAUUCAUACAUGCUACUGGAAUGCUCUGCAGGAAACAAGUUCGUGAUUGUUGAGCUCAGUGACGAUAUUCUAGUCGACACCGUUGUGCUGGCCAACUUCGAGUUCUUCUCCAGUAUGGUUGAUAAGUGGAAAGAUUUGGGCACAUUCGAGGCCAAAAACUCUCGGGACAUCCAGCCCUUUCUCGUUCAAAACCCCCUGAUCUGGGCCAAAUACGUCAGGAUAGAGUUCCUGACUCACUAUGGCAAUGAGUUCUAUUGUCCAGUCUCGUUAUUACGUGUGCACGGCACACGAAUGUUGGAGUCAUGGAAGGACCAAGAGACGCAGACAGAUGAAGAAGAGACGGCGGAAGAGCCUGUAGGCGAGUUGCCUAGUCCUGCCACGAACGCUGAGAUUGAUCGAGUUGACGAAACAUACACCUCAUCAUCGGCGAAGUCUGUUCCUGUAGGUGCAUACCAAAGCAGCACAUACACCGAUCUGAGGCCAGGAGGAGGAGAAAGUACGAGCUUGGGCACGUCUUCGACAAAGACAGCACAAGCCACUGUCCAAUCCCGCAACAAGCACAACUCAACAGCAGCGCCCUCAUCUCCCACAGUCCAGGAGAGCUUCUUUAAGGCCGUCAGCAAGCGCCUGCAGUACUUGGAGUCAAAUGUCUCACUGUCACUUAAGUACAUCGAGGACCAGUCUCGCUACCUACAAGAGAUCCAGAAAAUGGCUGAGAGGAGGCAAUUGUCUAGAAUAGAUAUCUUUCUGGAUAGUCUCAACAAUACCGUACUUUCAGAACUGCGGACUGUUCGCCAGCAGUAUGAUCAGAUAUGGCAAUCUACUGUCAUUGCGCUGGAGAGUCAGCGAGAGCAGUCACAGAGGGAAACUGUCGCACUCAGCUCUAGACUCAACAUUCUUGCCGACGAAGUUGUGUUCCAGAAGAGGAUGGCCAUCGUACAGGCCAUUCUCCUGCUGUCAUGCCUCAUUCUCGUCAUAUUCUCCCGAGCAAUGACACAACCGAUCCUGGCUGGUUCCUUUGAUCUCGGUCGAACAUCGAAUCUGAAUCAUCCCGAUCCUGGCAUUGGAUCCGAGCAAUUUUGGCCGGCCGUUUGA